AUGAGUGGCAAAUUUACGCUCGCGGAUCAAUUUCCCGAGUCGACCACAUCAGAAUUGUCACCUAUUGGAACUGCCGUGGCUUCGGAGAUAAGGCACCCAAAAGCCUCCCAAGGAAGUAGCAAUUUGGACGGCCAAGGCGAGGAAGACGACCUUUUCUUGGGCCAGAAUAACAGCACUAUCAACACCUCGACACAUAAAUAUGGCAUAGUUGAGAGCACCAAUCUGGAUGGCGAACAAUAUAGACGUUCACGAGGCCUUAUUAUCCAGACUAAUGCAGAGAGUGGAACUGUUCUGCCUCAGAUCGACGAAACAGAGCAGACAGAAGCACUGAAAGAGAAACCUGUGACAUGGCUUUCGCUACCCAGGAAGGACCAACUCGCUGUAUUGACCAUCGCGCGCCUCAGUGAACCUCUCACCCAGACUUCGCUUGGGUCAUACAUCUUCUACCAACUCCGGUCGUUUGAUUCUAGCUUGCCGGAUUCAACCAUUGCUUACCAGGCUGGAAUUCUACAUGCAGCGUUUCCUGGUGCGCAGUUCUUGACCGCAAUUGCUUGGGGACGCUUUGCGGACGCUGCGUAUGGAGGUCGGAAGCGUGCCAUUUCGAUUGGCUUACUGGGCACGAUGAUUUCUAUCAUAGGAUUCGGGUUCUCUCACAGCUUCGCAAUGGCACUCUUCUUUCGCUGCCUCGGUGGAGUGUUAAAUGGGAACGUGGGAGUCAUGAGGACAAUGAUCUCCGAGAUCAUCAAAGAAAAAAAAUAUCAAAGCAGAGCAUUUCUUCUAUUGCCUAUGACCUUCAAUAUUGGUGUCAUCAUAGGGCCAAUCCUGGGUGGCAUAUUGGCCGAUCCGGUCGGUAGCUAUCCGUCUCUCUUUGGAUCUGGCUCACUGCUUGGUGGCAAAACAGGCGUCAAAUGGAUGAUCAAUUCGCCAUAUGCUUUACCGAAUUUGAUGAGUGCUCUCUUUCUCUUCAUGGCUGCUAUCGGUAUCGUUCUGUUUCUCGAAGAAACCAGCGAGAUUUGCAAAGACAAACCAGACCCAGGCCUACGCAUAGGACGCUGGAUCCAGCGCAGGAUUUUCCGGCAGAGGUCCACAGGGGAUCACGCGUAUACCGCCAUUCCGGGAGACGAGUUUACUGCAGCGUCUGCUGUUGAGAUGCAAGCUACCCCCACAUCCGCACAUCCGGUUCUAGGAUCUCCCCGAACCAAACUGGCCUUUCGGCGGAUGUGGACACCUAAUGUGCUUGUUACUCUGCUCUCUCACGGGUUGAUGGCCAUGCAUGUUGGAACUUUCAAUCCUCUCUGGUUUACCUACCUUUCCGCUCCGCGAUACGACCCUGAACACCCGAAUCCGCCUGGUUUCAAACCUCGCGGCUUACACUUCACUGGCGGCAUGGCGCUUUCGCCUCCUCGUAUCGGCUUAGCUCUUUCGAUCCUAGGUGUCAUCGGUAUAACUCUACAGCUUUUCCUGUAUCCAGGACUUAGCACCCGGCUAGGUACAGCACGUAGUUAUCGGAUUUUCCUUACGUUGUUCCCUGUUGCCUAUUUCAUUGCACCCGCCCUGAGUCUUGUACCCAGCACGUCCAAGCCUCCAGCAGGCGUGUCCGGCCCACUCAUCUGGGUAGCGAUAACUGUCGUACUGUUCGUCCAGGUCCUGGCUCGAACAUUCGCCUUGCCAUGCACUGCGAUUCUCAUCAACAAUUGCUGUCCGCACCCAUCAGUUCUAGGCACAAUGCAUGGUAUUGGUCAGUCGGUGUCCAGCUUCACGAGGACGUUCGGUCCUAUCGUGUUCGGCUGGUUGUUUGGGAAAGGUCUAGAUAUUGGCGUCGUCGCAUUGGGAUGGUGGGGCCUCGCGUGUGUGGCUGUCAUUGGGAGCAUAGCGGCACAAUUUGUAAGAGAAGGAGAUGGGCAUGAGAUCUUGCUUGAAGGGGAGGUACGGGGCGAGGACGGGUUGGUGCGACGCGUCAAAUAA
Messenger RNA from Didymosphaeria variabile, 1965 nucleotides. RefSeq lists its product as uncharacterized. Lineage: Eukaryota; Fungi; Ascomycota; Dothideomycetes; Pleosporales; Didymosphaeriaceae. Bases 1 to 1965 code for a protein of 654 amino acids. Gene Ontology annotation, biological process: transmembrane transport. The record is from RefSeq and is a predicted model, not a curated record. Gene Ontology annotation, molecular function: transmembrane transporter activity. The transcript is spliced from 2 exons.